Messenger RNA from Anopheles stephensi (Asian malaria mosquito), 2603 nucleotides. RefSeq lists its product as uncharacterized. Bases 779 to 1774 code for a protein of 331 amino acids. Gene Ontology annotation, biological process: phospholipid metabolic process; arachidonate secretion. The record is from RefSeq and is a predicted model, not a curated record. The transcript is spliced from 6 exons. Lineage: Eukaryota; Metazoa; Arthropoda; Insecta; Diptera; Culicidae.
GCAUUCACCGGUGCGCUCCUUUCACUCAAAACCAAUAGCUGAAAGCUCUGGCUCCAAAUGAUACACGCACCUCAGAGCCGCUCUCACCCGAAGCUUGCGCUGCGUAACGUCUCAUUUCACUCGUUGGAGCGUGCACGACCCGGUCGCGCUGUGCACGGCUGCUGAGGAGCAGGGACGAGUAUCGCGAGUGUCUGACCAUAGUAGUGGCGUCCCGCUACGCAGAGCGCUCAGUCGCAACGGAGCUUUUGUCUGAACCGCGUCUAGUGACUGGGACACGCUCGUGAACACACGUGCCUGCAGCAGUAAAGUUCGUUGCCGGUUUGCGCACUGCGGAUCAGAUCUGUUCGCACGAAGUUACGAACUAAUUAGCCUGUGCCGGAUUAUCCUACAGGAGCAUCUGUGAACCUUAGUCUGUGAAGAAAUUAUUUCCAAAGUGAGAAAGUUCACAAAGUCUAGCAGCAUUCAAAAAAAAAAAAGGGCGGGCAUAGACUGGCGUCGUCCGGUUUCUGCUAGAGAGUCGUUAGGUGAAAGGUGUUAAAACCGUGUGUUAGUUAUUUUUCCCGUCACACUGCACGCAUCGUCGGUCCAGCAAAGUGACCUAGAGAAGGAUGAUAAAGUUUUAAGCGGCGUGCACCAACCGUUGGACGCAUCUUACGCAAUUCUGCAACUCUGCAAUCAAUCGGCAAACGGUUAACCAGUGAAUCAGCAAGCAACCUCGGAGUAGUUGGCGGUACGAUUUCGCAAACCAAGCUUGCUACAUCACAAAACCCAGUCAACAAUGCCCCUCCAAGAAUCCUCGAACGCUCAGCCAACCCGACCAGGUAGCUGGAAACCGUCAUCCCGAUGCUACCAAUUUCUGUUCAUCCUGCUGGUCGGUGUUCUGAGCGGCAAGCUUCUAACAACUGCCCGCGCCAAACCUACGCUCCCAUUCCAGCUGUCACAAAUUCCCGGCUUUACGCACAUCGUCGAGCGCCGUCUAAUGGAUGCGAUGAAAACCUACAGCGAGCGUCGUUUAGACGUGGAAAGUCUGCGAAUGAUCUACUUUCACGACCAAACCGUAGCGGUGGUAGAGCUCGGGCCCGCCAAACGACUCAUCGGAUGCGAGCUGAUCGAGAUCUACAACGAUGCAGAUGGGGUGGAACUGUUACGCAAUCUGUCGACCAUAAACAGGCCGCUAGAAAUUUCCUUCCGCGACAUGAUCAAGCUGAUGGAACAGUGCGAGCAGAUCGACCGACUUAACGAGCGUAACAGCUACCGACCGGUGGAGCAUUCUGAGUCAUCGCCGAUCGCUUAUCGGAUUGCGGGACCCGACCGCGAUGUGCCGGAGGAGGAAGGCAAUAAUCAGUCCAGCAACAACGGUGGAUUUUUGGCGAUGAUCAUGAAGAAUCGUAGCAGCAAGCGAGGCAUCUUCUACUCGAGUUCCUUUUCGCUGCUUAGCGGCAUCAUACCGGGUACGAAGUGGUGCGGUACGGGCGAUAUUGCGGAGAGCUACCAUGAUCUGGGUGAGGACUCGACUAUGGAUCGGUGCUGUCGCACACACGACCUGUGCCCGAUGAAGGUGCGAGCGUAUCAGAAGCGGUACAACCUGAGCAAUAACUCCAUCUACACCAAGUCUCACUGUAAAUGCGAUGACAUGCUGUUCGAGUGUCUGAAGCAGACCAACACUUCGGCAGCACAAGUGAUGGGUUCGGUCUACUUCAAUCUAGUGCAAGUACCCUGCGUGGAAGAUACACCCGCAGGUCCUCAGUUCCGUAAGGCACGCGAAGGCUUUUAAGAACCUGUGUGAGAUGUGAUGUACGAGUUGAUGUGUUGCGAGUGCGAAGGGAGACCAAAUUGCCCGCAACAGUAGCAACAAAUUCGUAAACAAUGCCCUCAGCACAAUGUUUACUGUGAUACAAGGAUAAGUCAACGAUAUGGGGGGGUGGAACAACUGGAUGCGAAGCUGUUUUGUAGAUUGUGUUUGAUCUGACGUGACGUGACGUACAACUAUGAACGCAGUACAACUGCCUUAAUAACGUAUGCAACAUACAUUAUCUGUGGGCCUCUCGACCUGUUCGGCGCCAAGAACGCGAAGAUCCUUGCGCUGCUGACGAAGGAUUUUUAAUCUUGAUGUUAUUACGUGUCCCGUGCUUAACGUUUCAUUUUACCUUACUUGUUAUCUAUAGAGUUGUAGUGUUUGCUUCGCGACGUGUCGCAGUUGACUAUAAUAUUUAUUAAUUAUAAUACUAGGUGGUUAAUAUUAGCAGCUCGGGAAACCUCACACCUAACUUCAGACAGGAAGCAUGGCUGAACGAUCGUAGGCUUUGCAGCCGAACCGAUUCACUGCAGCUAACGGUGCUGGCUCGGAAUUCAGUGAUACGGAACGACUACCGGUUCUUCGUCUAAUGCUGUCACGGCAUCCAAGAAAUCUCGCUAUGAUGGCGCCCUCUCGCCCGGAACGUCUGCAACGGCUAUCGUCGAAUCGUUUCAAUCCCACUACGAUAGAGCUAUUGCUGUAACAGUUUUGGUACGGAUGCGUACGUCUGUGUGUGAGUGUUCGUUCCGUGCCAUUUUCUGAAAGUUGUAUUUUGGAAAUAAAUAAGCGAAUGAUUCUAAUACUUUAA